UUUAUGAAUCACUUGGAAUAGCAGAAUGGGGAUGAAGAACCCGGUCUAGGUUCUGCCGAUUUUAAAAGGUCUCAGAGACGGUUCCCUCGUGGGUUGGCGACUUCGCAGCUCCGACACUCUCUCCACAGAGAUGGCCGGGGCGACGGCGGGAGUCGCAAAAGAAGAAUUCGUGUACAGGGUGAGCACGGACGAGGAAUGGGAAGAGCUGCAGAAGACCAAGGCGACGCUUGGCGGAGAUCUCGACCGCAGGACUGGUUGCAUUCACCUCAGCGACCUUCGCCAGGUAAAGAUGGUUUUGAACAACUUUUAUCAAGGAAGGAAGGAUCUUUACUUGCUCCAAGUCGACGCGGCGAAGCUUGGGGAGGGCUUAAUUUAUGAAGCGGUUGAUGAAUCCAACGCCUUUCCACAUUUCUACGGACCAUCUCGGAGUUUUAGACCUCUCUCAAUAGAUGCUGUCACCAGGGCAGAGAAAUUGGAACUGGUAAAUGAAGAAUUCACCUGUAGUCUACUUGAUCAAGCAUGAAGUUAAUUCUGCUCCCUCAGUUCAAUGGCUGUCAUGAAAAUGGGAUCGAGCCUGUUGUUCAAAAGCUCUAUUAGUCCUUGUAAAUUCGACAUUGAAUGAUGGUUUGCAUUUUAAGUAUUUUUACAUUGACAGACAAAUAUAAAAGUAUCCAUCAGUGCCUUAGCCUAUAA
This is a messenger RNA of Phoenix dactylifera (date palm), 693 nucleotides long. Its product is annotated as dihydroorotate dehydrogenase. Lineage: Eukaryota; Viridiplantae; Streptophyta; Magnoliopsida; Arecales; Arecaceae. The record is from RefSeq and is a predicted model, not a curated record.